Molecule: messenger RNA, 4165 nt
Organism: Zingiber officinale
Lineage: Eukaryota; Viridiplantae; Streptophyta; Magnoliopsida; Zingiberales; Zingiberaceae
Product: serine-rich adhesin for platelets-like
Exons: 2
Coding region: 167-3910 (1247 amino acids)
Source: RefSeq, a predicted model, not a curated record
AGUUAAUGGUUGAUUUCUUCCUUUCUUCAUAAUUGUCAGCUCUUCUGGCCUUCACCUCUCUCUCUCUCUGUAUUAUUGUAUUACUGUGCAAGAACUCUUCAUUUUCUUCCUCUUCUUUCUUCUUCUUCUUCUUCUUCUUGUUGAAGCUUAAGCUCUUCCUAAACUCAUGGAUUCUGAAGCUUUGCUUGCAGAUCAUCAACCAACUGAUGGGAUUGUUGAGGAGAAAAACACUGUCAAAGAGAAACGCUUGAAUGGAGAAGAGUCCAAAGACGAGGAGAAUGCAGCCAUUGCCGAAGCUGAAAGAUUAGAUGCCGAUCGAGUAGUUCUUCAAGAAGCAGUCAUUUAUUGUUCUAAAAUGCCAAAUUCAACAUCAGAAAAAGAGUGCAGAAAAGAAGAGGCAAUUAAAGAGGUUGAUUCCUUCAGUGAAGUUGUUGAGACUACAAAUAAGACUAUAGAGAUGAUCAAGGACCACAAGAAUGGCGAGCUCGAGGUGCCAUUGGAGAUUGCAGAAGUUGCCGCUGCCAAUGGCGAGGUCGAGUCUCCUCCGGUCGAGUCGAACAAUGCUAAUUCAGCUGCCGGAGAUGCUGAGGGGAUCUCUGAGCAAGUAGUGGUGAUUCCAACUGAGUCGAGUAGCACUGCGUCUGCUACUUCAGAUGUUGCAAUUGCUGUGGAGACAAGAGAAAUAGAAGCUAAACUUGAAGAUCUAACAGAUUCUGUUAGUGUUAAAAUUACUGACGAUAUCGAAGUAGUUGCAGAUGAAGUCGAAAAACAAGUUUCAAUCACACUAGCGGCUGAUUCUUCAUCUACUGAAAUUGCUGAAGAAUCAAGAGAGGUAGAAGCUGAAGCUGAAGCUGAGCAACAAGUUUCAAGUGAUUCCAGAAUAGCUAAUUCAGAUGUCGAAAAACAAGUUCUAAACGAGUCCAGUAAUGCUGCUUCAGCUACCUCUUUUGCCGAGGAAGCUAAAGAGGCAGAAACUAAAAUCGAAGAAGAGAAAAAAGAAGCAAUAGAAGUUGAAGAACUAGAAGAAGAUGUGACUGCUGAGAAAACAGGAGAAGAAGUCGAAACUGAGACUAAAGAGGUUACUUUAUCUGUUCUAACUACUGAAGAAAUCAGAAACACUGAAGAUAAAAGUGUGGAUGAUCAGAAAGAAGCAGCAAUAGAAGUUCAAGAACAGGCUCCAAGUGAUUCUAGUACUUCCACUCUAAGUAAUGGUAAAAGGCUGGAAUCAAAGCUUAUAGACGAUGAACAAGAGGUACCAGCAGACGCCGAGCAAAAAAUUCAGAGCAACGAAUCUGCAGGGGUAGAAGAAGCUAAAAUUGAUGAUGGUAAGACAGAAGUGGAACAACAAUUUCCAAGUGAUUCCACCAAUGCAGAUGACAACCAGGAAGUGCCAAUAGAAGCUGAAAAACAUGUUGCAACUGAGGCUAGUGAUGUUACUUCGAUUGUUGUUACUUCUGAUGAAGUCGGAAGCACUGAAGCGAGAAUUAUGGAAGAUGAGAAAGAAGCAGAAAUAGAAGUUCAAGAACAAGUUCCAAGUGGUUCUAGCACUUCCACUCCGACUGACAGAAUCAGUGAGGAAACCCAGAAGGUAGAACCUAAGUUUGUAGAUGAAGAGGAAGUGGUGCGAGCCGAAGAUGAAAAGCAAAUUCCAGAAUUUACAGAGAUAGGAGCUAAAGUUGAAGUUGAGCAGCAAUUUCCAAGCGAUUCCGGUGGUACUACUUCUGCUACUGGAAUUACAGAGAAAUCUCGGGAGAUAGAAGAUGAACUUGCAGACGACUGCAAGGAAGUAAUAACAGAAGCUGAAAAGCAAGUUACAAGUGGGAAUAGCAAUGCUACUUUAGCUUUUGCUACUGCUGCUGAAGUCGGAGAAACUGAAGCUAAAAUUGAAGAUGAUGAGAAGGAAGCAGCAACAGAAGUUCAAGAACAGGUUCAAAUUGAUUCUGAUACUUUCACUUCGGCUAACCGAAUUGCCCAGGAAACUAAAAGGCUAGAAUCUAAGCUUAUAGAUGAUGAUCAAGAGGUGCAGGAAGAAGCCAAGAAACAAAUUUCAAGUGAGGAAUCCUCGGAUGUUAGAGUGAAAAUUGACGAUGGUAAGACUGAAGUAGAACCAGGAGUUGAACAACAAUUUCCAAGUGAUUCAUUAAGUCCUACUUCAGUUAUUGUAGUUGCUGAAAGAUCAGGAGAGAUUGAAGCUGAGUUUGCAGAUGACAACAAAGAAGUGAAAACAGAAGUAGAAAAACAAGUUGCAACUGAAACUAAUGACGUCGCUUCAGCUGUUGUUACUGCAGAUGAAGUCAGAAAUACUGAAACUAAAAUUGACGACGAUGAGAAAGGAGAUCUAACGGAGGCUCAAGAACAAGUUCCGAGUGUUUCUAGUACUUCAACUUCAGCUGAUAGAAUUGCUGAGGAAACUAAAAGGUUAGAAUCUGAGCUUAUUGAUGAAGACAAAGCGGUGCUGAAUGAUUCUACUUCUGCCAUUUCUACUCCUGAUGAAUUCAUAGAGACCAAGGCUAAAAUUGAAAGUGACGAGGAAGGUGCAGUGAUAGAAGUUGGAGAACAAGUUUCAAGUAAUUCCAGAACUUCAGCUAACAGAACUGAUGAAGUCAAACUUGCAGAUGAUAAUCAAGAAGUAGUGGUGAAUGCUGAAGAGCAAGUUCUAAUUGAAUCUAGCAGAGAUAUUUUUGUUGUUGCAGGUGUUGAAGAGAAUAAAGAGAUAGAUGCCAAGUUUAAAGAUAAUAAGCAAGAAGAAGAAGCUGCAGAAGUUAGAAAGCAAGAACUGAAUCUUCAGGGAAAUGAAGCUGAUGCUGCAAAUGGCAAUGAACGAGUUUUAGCCAAGGAAGAAACGGAGAAUGCAGCCAUUGACGGCAACUCAGACAAUUCAAAUGUCACUGAGCCAAACACUAUAAAUCUGGUACAAGAAGAUGCAGGUACUGAUCACACUUCAGUUGUACAAACCGCAGUCGAGAUCUCACAACCAGAAGUUGAGGUUGAAACAAACAAGAUUGAUUCUGGUUCUUUCUCUGAAUUACCGACCAGAGAAGAAGAGCCUAAUGCGAGUGCUGAAGGUGUUGACAAGAAAGAUAACAUUUUAGAAGAUAAGGCAUUCAUGGAUAACCUAAAUGAUGUUAAUACGAUCAGUCAAGUUCCCCGAAGCAAUGAUCAGUCACAAACAGAUGCGAAAGACAUCAAUAUUGAGAUCUCGCAAGAAGAUAAAAUCACUUUGGUGGAGUCUUCAAAAAAUCUUGAUUGUAGUACUGAGACUAAUGAUGAAUUUGAAGGAAAGGAAAGUUCAGAAGGCAUUGAAAUAGCAGAGGGUGAAAAGGAGGAUAUUUUGAAAGUUGGCAAAGUGAUCUUGGAUGAAGACUCAAAACAUUCUCAUGCUCCUGACAUUACUGAAUCCUCAAACAAGAUUGAGAAAUUUGAAGUUGCCAAAGAGAAGUGUGAAGACUCAGAAAACAACAGUACAAUUACUAAUGAAGAUGAAACAACUAAAUCAGCUGGUGAAAAUGCUGAUGCUUCAGGUAAUUUGUCUGUGGAAAAUAAAACAUAUGAGGAUAAAGAAGAAAAGCAAAGCAAAGAUGAAAGUGUCAACAAAGACUAUGUCGAAGCUCCAAAAGAUAUUGAUGUUAAAGAGGAGAUUGCAACUGCUGUUUCUGCAUUUGUGGAUGCUGACAACAAAAAAGAAAGUGAAAAAACUAUUGAUGAAAGCUUGUCUCCAAAAUCUGCUGAUCUUGUAAAGCUAGAGGAAGAAGUUCCUAAAGAGAGUGCUCCUGCUAAGUCCUCUCCGCGUCGUUCAAACAACAUAAUAUCAAAGGUCAAGCACCAAAUUGUCAAAGCAAAGAAGGCAAUCAUGGGGAAAUCACCAAGUUCAAAAGCCAUGUCACCGAAGAGCAAAGAAGAAAUCAAAUAGAUAUAGCAUAAGACUAAUUGUUUUAGUGUGCUCUAUUUAGUUGUUGAGUCCUGUAAAUAACUAAAGGGCCUAUGGAGUGUUUCUGAUCCUUGCUUCGACCAUGAAUGUACAAUGAGGUGGAAUCUCCUGCCAGGAUUCAAAGGAUCGACUAGAGGAAAUAAGGCUUCAGCUUGUUGCAGAGUUGUGUGUUUGUCUAGUUCUUGUUCUUAUUUGUAUUUAAAGGUUUGUUAUUUGUGAAGACAUUAUUUGGGUUCA